Molecule: messenger RNA, 31153 nt
Organism: Coregonus sp. 'balchen'
Lineage: Eukaryota; Metazoa; Chordata; Actinopteri; Salmoniformes; Salmonidae
Source: the annotation of a GenBank genome assembly
AUGCAUAGUCGGGUGAAUCCUUCCAGCAACUCUGUCUUGAGGAGAAUUGAGGAGAGUGACGGACGACUAACUACCACAGUUCCCAUAACGGGUGAGUCAUCAUCAUCGCCUUUCAGACCCUUUUAGCAGAUUUCUCUCUCUCUCUCUCUCUCUCGCUCUCUCUCUCUCUCUCUCUCUCUCUCUCUCUCUCUCUCUCUCUCUCUCUCUCUCUCUCUCUCUCUAUCUCUCUCUAUCUCUCUCUCUCUCUCUUUCUCUCUCAAUAGAUCUCCUUCUCUGUUGGUGGUGCAAGCUUCAGAAGUUGACUUACUUGACUUUUAAACCCUUUUACUCUGUGAGGAGCAUAUACAGUAGGUCAUUCACACAUUUUCUGUAGGCUACCGCACUCUGUUUAAGAUAAGGUACACGUUAUAUUUUUACGGUGUGUUUUUAUGCCCAUUUUUCUUUUCAAAGACAGAGCUAAAAUAAGAAACCUGCAUAAUAUUGUUCUACUAUGUCUGCUGGGUAGACAGCUGAUGUUUAAUAGCAUAUAGGACGUGUCCCAAAUGGCACCCCGUUUCCUACAUUGUACACUAGUUUUGACAGGGCCCAGGUCAAAAGUGCAUAGAGUGACAUUUGGGAUGUUCCCAUUGAAUCACUGGGAGAUAAAUGAAUAUCUAAUUGAAAUACCCAAGAGUGAAAUCACAAAGUUAUAAAUCUAUUUAGGUUCCCUGGGGGCUGGGAGUGUUAUUUUCAGAGUUUUAAAACAUGAGCUCAUAAAUCAAGAUAUUUAAGGACACACGAACUGGAAUCUGGAAUAUGAUUUUUCCUCUCUGAGUAAUCCGGGUCAUCAACAUGUUACCUCUCUCACCUGCCUCUCACAUUGGCAUCAAACAUCAUCAAGCUACCCACAUACAGUAGCCACAGUCUUGUUCUAUAAAACACGCUAUGUUUUACAUGUGUUAGAAACAUCACUUUGUUACAAUAGUAUUAGCAGUUUACACAACUUUAGCAUCCAGCUCUAUUCCAGGUCACUGGCAUCAGGAUUGUCUGUACUGCAGUCAAGCUACCCUUUCUGGCCUGACCUGGCUGUGUGUGACAUCUUCACCUAGCAUCUCUUACCUAAGUUACUAGCCUAGUGAGAGCAGAGCUCUGAUUGGCAGCUCUGUAUUAUUUCCAGGGUGAGCUGUUGUCAGGUGUUCUCAGGUAAGAAGGUGUGUCUAGGGCGCACCCCUGUCAGCACCUGAGCCAAAUAACCACAAUAAAAACUCACGGCAACAGAGUUGAUUGAUUGAACAUUCUCAUUCAUAUGUAUAUGUAUGUGUCUUUCGGAGGGGUUGGGUUAAAAGUGGAAGUCAAAUUUUGGUUGGACCUUCUGUGCAAUUGACCAAUAAAGUGAUAAAGUGGUCUUUUAAUAGGUAAUUAUGAAAAUGAUCUAUGCAAAGCCUCAGCCAAGCUGGUCUGUUCUGAUUUGCUGAACUGAUUUACAUAUAAGAGUUCCAGAUGCAGGAUGAGUCAUUCUGAUGACAUGGCCCAAUUAUUCCAACCAAUCUCUGUUGUAGAGGCAGCAGCCAAGCAACACAACAAGAGGUUUAGUCAGUCUGUUGUAAUUUAUCUUCUGUGGGGACAACCAUCUUAUGUUUUCCUUUCUCUUAUGAUGUUCAAGUGGUGUUUGUUGGUAUAGCUUGAUUUAAUCAUUGGCACCGACACUACAUUGAGAAAAAUAAUGUAUGGCAUUAAAAUGAGCUGUAGUGUAUUGUACUGUAGUGAUGACAGGUAGGUAAAUGUAAACAUACAUCAUUUCAGAGUUAACCAACUGGCAACACUUUACCCUAAGUAGCCCCUAUACCUAUGUAACAUACUGUAGAUAUGUAACACAAGUGGAAUCCCAUGGUUGAUAGGAUCCUGAUCUAAGGACCUUAGUUGGCUGAUUCAAUUGUAACAAGGCACAGGGUAUAAUUCACUUCACAGAAUGUCUGUUUCUCUCUAGCACCCACUACACUCUAUUACCAUGUAAUAACAUAGCAGUUACACAUAGGUAUAUGGGCAAAUUGUGUUACACGUGUUUGCGGCAUUAAUCCUUUCAGAGAUUUGCAUGAUCAGUUUAGAACAUUUUCCCACAUUCCACAUCUUCAGAAACCCCUGUUUGACUGUGUUGAGAGGUUGGCUGAGACCUCCCACUGUAACCAAAAGUUUAUUCAUCUGUCACUUAUCCCUCUGUCUAUCUAUCAUUCACCUCAGCCUGGGUUGAAUAAUAAGGUAGCUGAGGGAGAGAGAGAGGGAAGGAGAGAGCGAGAGAGAGAGAGAGAGAGAGCGAGGGAGGGAGGGAGGGAGGGAGGGAGGGAGGGAGGGAGGGAGGGAGGGAGGGAGGGAGGGAGGGAGGGUGCUCCUUUCUUGGUUCAAUUGGAGGGUAGGAGAGGAAUUUACCUAUAUUGACAUACUUCUUCCACUCCUCUCUCUUACUUUCUCUCUCUCUCCCUCUACCCCCCUCUCUCCAGCUCCCUCCCCCCUCCUCCCCCUCUCUCCCUCUCUAGGCUCAGGUGUUGGUCUUGGUCCAUCUGUCAGUAUAAAAGUUUGGAAGAGGUCUUCAGUGGUUCAGUCCAUCAUUUCCUUUUUCACGGAGAGGUUUUCUGUCAAUGAGAGGAUCAAAGGGUCAACACCUCUCCUCUACACGGCGCCACUCAAUCUAAACCAACAACCACAUUGGUAUGUGAUCGGUCUGACAGAGUGUGACACACCUGGCACUUCUUCUCUGAGCCUGUGCGGUCUGCUCAGCACCUGACUGCCUGGCACUGCGUCCGGGACACACCUUGACACACCUGGGUACGUCUAAUCCAGCCGUUUCAUUAGUUAGCUAAUGCUCUUUUAUGCAGGUGAUGAUUUUUGAUGCAGGUGCAUCAAACUGUCAAAAAUGUUAAAUCUACAAAAAAAGGAUAUCAAAUAAUAAUAUAUUGCCGUAGCAAAUGAGAGCCCUGAUGCAAUCAAAGAACAGCAAUUAGUGUCAAUGGACCAAACUAGCUAAUUUAACUAAUGUACUAUACAGGCUCUUAUGAUUGGUGCAAUUACACAGGGAGAACCAGAUCCUAUCCUAAAGGUCCUAUUGCAGUGGGCAAGCUCUGAAACCAGGGCAAAGUACCCACUCUCUGCCCGUGGAUAGGGGAUGUGAUUAAGGUGUAUCUGAUGUCCCAUUCACACAAAUCACCUUCUUCGAGUCAGGUAAAGAAAGAGGGAAUGAGAGAGAGACACAGAACUGGUGACUUCAGCAGUACAGCAGUUAGGCCUUUAGAACCUGUUGUGACAGGUUUCCUUCUAUGUAUCUCAUAGCUCUCUGCUGGGCUGCCCUGGGUUGGCUGAUGGCCAGACAGAAAGAGAGAAAAAGAGAAAGAGAGUGAAAGAAGAGAGAGAAUGAGCAUGAGAUUAAUGCUCUGAAGGCUGGAACCAACCCUUCAGCUCUGCUUCCUACUACCACACUCUUCUUAGUCAAUAUAUAUUCAACAGUAUUCUUCAAAAGAAGAAUCGCUCUGCUGGAAAGUGUUCUAGGUGUAUAGGCUAAACCAUGUGGAUUGCGUGAAUCUGAUAAAUUCUUCUUCUUCUUCUUCUUCAGACUGGACUGGAAUGAUUGAUUGUCACCACGAGAUUCAAAUAAGAUACGGUGGCCUACUGGCAGAACAAGAUUGUUGUCGAGUCAAGGAGGGUGAGUUGAGCAUCUCUAAAUGGCCAAGAAUGGAAAAAGGUUGGAAACUUUUGAGCAAGUAUGCCAAACCUAUGGCAUUACACCUGUCUGUCUGUGCUUCUAACCAGCUAUUGUUUCUUUAUUAAGUGUGACAUGCCUGUGAAAUGACACUGACAACUCAUGUACGGCAUGUUAAGGCCCACAAGGAGGGGACCUUGUGUGGUGGUUGUGUGUUUGCUGGGGUGACACCAGUGUCAAAAGAAAAGCUGUGUCUUUGAACAAAGAUGAGUCUUCUUACCUGCACCUCUGAUGUUUAGCGGUUGAAAUGGCACUGACUAAUGACAUUAAGCAUGCUUUAGUGGCCCACUGACCCAGUGCCAGCCACAAUGGACUGAGUAACUACCCCUACUGUAUGAUCAACUUAGCACAAAAUCUUCUUACAACUAACUCAUGAUAAAAUAUUUAACAGACUUAAGUUAUUACUGUCAAUCCAAGCAUCUGUGACUUUCAAAUAUAUGGAUCAGGUGUUAUAGAGCCAAAUGCUAAAGGACAAAUUGAGAGAUUAGAAUCGUUAGCAUGAAAGCUGUCAAUAAAUCCCCAAGGGGAAAAGGUUAGAAGGACAUCUUUACUACAGAUUAAUGACAGGUUCCAUAAUGACAUAAUGACAUGGUGCCUGGGAACUGAAGGUUUCUGUAGCUUACAGAGAAUAAACAGACUUCUUAUUUUGAAACACUUACAUAACAUUAAUCUUGAGCCUGAAAUUGUAAUUGUCAAGUAAUGUUAUGGAUGUUUUUUUAGCGGUGACAAUAAGAAAUAUUAAAAGAUAAGAAUACGAACAUAAAACAAAUGGCUCAGUAGAAUAAACCUUUUAGCAAGUGAGUAACAUCAAGGAGAUUAACAUUCAAAAGCUUGUUCAGUACAUGAGGGCAAACAUGACAGCCACAUGUUUUUUAUACACAGGACAGAAGUUUAUAGGUUUUUGUUCCAGACUUUCACUAACACCUCAUUCAACUUAUUGUGGUCUAAAUUGUAGACGAUGAAUAGUUGAACAUGGUGUUUGCUGGGCAGGAAUAAGAACUUGCUCACAGUGCAGUACUCUGGGGCAGAAAUCACCCAUGUCAGUAUUUUAGAAUGACCGCCAUAUGUAACAAUGAGUUGACAAUUAUGCAUGAUAGAGAAUAACUUGUGAAUCUACUUCUAACAUAGUGAUGUUGCACAGUGCUGAAUAAACUCCUGACUAAACUCCUGGGAUUGGGUGAUUUUCCUGGUGGGCGGGAGGUUCCAAAGUUCUUUCCAUCUGUCUGGGUGAUGGGGUGGGAUGUGCUUCAACCUGAAGAGAACAGAGCAGAAACAUAAGGCCAAGGGAGGAGAAAUUAACCUCACUGCUCAAAUUUCAGUCCUGGUUCAGGUUGCUGUGAACCACAACUACCCUUGUUAAUGUGCAAUGGUUUUGUAAACAGUUUUCAUAUUCAUAGGCUUGAUCAAUUUGUCACCGAUUUACUUUUCAUUGAUCAUUUCAUUAUUCAAAACAUUUUCUUUAUAUGCAAUGGUGAAACACGAGGGGAGGGGAAAGUGACAAGAAGAAAGUUAGCUAGCUAGCAUGCAUAUAUUGACUGAUCAUGUAAGAAUGCACAAAUAACUUGGCUGGCUAGCAAGCCUAGAUUGAACUGGAACAUUUUCUCCCGAAUGGGGACCAUAACAGUCCACCAUUAAAUCAGACAUUUUUUGAAUUUCCGCUGUGUCGCAAGAUGUUAUGGGAUAGCCUCCCCACCGAAGGGAACGAAAAAGUAUGCUCCCAUGCGUGCUUUGUUUUCCAGACCUCCCAAGUACGCUUAUAGAACUUCCAGGUAAACUUAGUACAUACUUGUCUUUUCACGUUCUUAUGUUUGGAAUCGCACACGAAAAAUGACAGUUGACUUUCGUACUUGCUUAACGCUCUAGAUAGAACACAAGUAUGCAUUUUGGAACACUAUCAGUGUUUGUUUGACUAAAUAGUACAUGACAUGUGAGAACUAACAGGAGCGCUAUGAUUUGCAUAUAUGACUGUAUCACAUUGUUGACAACAGGCAAGCCAGUACUUUCACAUUGUCAAGGUGACGUGUAUGCGGGAAACGAAGUCAAGCGCAGGACACCGAACUACUGGCAGAACGUACUUUACUCAAAACCGUAAAGAAAGUACAAAACAAAACUCCAAACAGGGAGGAACAAUAAUCGCAUACAACCAGCACUGCCGACCUAACGGAAAACAAUCACACACAACAAACAAAUGAGAGACAGGGUUUUUUAAAGGGAAUACAAUCAACACUAAUGGGACACAGGUGUAAACAAUACAGACCCGUCUAGACAAACACCGAAACAUAGAUCGGUAGCAGCUAGUACUCCGGGGACGACGAACGCCGAAGCCUGCCCGAGCAAGGAGGAGGAGCAGCCUCGGCUGAAUCCGUGACACACAUGCAGGCAUGAGAGCCUGAAAAGAGAGGAAAAGGUAUGGGAUUAUGUCUUUGCCUGGUUUCAUGGUCCUACCCAAUGGUAUGUUUCCAGGAAAAACUUCCCCAAAAGGACAAAUUCAUGGUAAACAGGUUGGAGGAGCACCCUAUAUCUAAAUUCCUCUAGAAAAGCAUAUUUAAAGUACUCAGACCCCUUGACUUUUUCCAAAUUUUUCCAAAUUUAGCUGCACAGCUAUUUUCAGGUCUCUCCAGAGAUGUUAGAUCGGGUUCAAGUCCGGGCUCUGGCUGGGCCACUCAAGGACAUUCAGACUUGUCCCGAAGCCACUCCUGCGUUGUCCUGUUGGAAGGUGAACCUUCGCUCCACUUUGAGGUCCUGAGCGUUCUGGAGCAGGUUUUCAUCAAGGAUCUCUCUGUACUUUGCUCCGUUCAUCUUUCCCUCAAAGCUGACUAGUCUCCCAGUCCCUACUGCUGAAAAACAUCCCCACAGCAUGAUGCUGCCACCCCCAUGCUUCACCAUAGGGAUGGUGCCAUGUUUCCUCCAGACGUGAUGCUUGGCAUUCAGGCCAAAAGUUCAAUCUUGGUUUCAUCAGACCAGAUAAUCUUGUUCCUCAUGGUCUGAGAGUCCUUUAGGUGCUUUUUGGCAAACUCCAAGCGGUCUGUCAUGUGCCUAUUAUUGAGGAGUGGCUUCCGUCUGGCCACUCUACCAUAUCAGCCUGAUUGGUGGAGUGCUGCAGAGAUGGUUGUCCUUCUGGAAGGUUCUCCCAUCUCAAUAGAGGAACUCUGGAGCUCUGUCAGAGUGACCAUCAGGUUCUUGGUCACCUCCCUGACCAAGUGCCUUCUCCCCCUUGGUGGUUCCAAACUUCUUCCAUUCUAGAAUGAUGGAGGCCACUCUGCUCUUCUUUCUGUAGAAAUGUUUUGGUACCCUUCCCCAGAUCUGUGCCUCGACACAAUCUUGUCUUGGAGCUCUACGGACAACUCCUUCGACCUCAUGGGUUUGUCCCUGUGGGACCUUAUAUAGACAGGUGUGUGCCUUUCCAAAUCAUGUCAAAUCAAUUGAAUUUACCACAGAUGGACUCCAAUCAAGUUGUAGAAACAUCUCAAGGAUGAUCAAUGGAAACAGGAUGCACCUGAGCUCAAUUUCGAGUCUCAUAGCAAAAGGUCUGAAUACUUAUGUAAAUAAGGUAUUUCUGUUUAGUUUUUUUCGCUUUGUCAGUAUGGGGUAUUGUGUGUAGAUUGAUGAGGAAAAAAAACAAUUUAAUCCAUUUUAGAAUAAGGUUGUAACGUAACAAAAUGUGGAAAAAGGGAAGGGGUCUGAAUACUUUCCGAAUGCACUGUAGUUAAGGGGCAGGAAACAGUAGCCACAGUAUUUGCAGGCUUUUGUUCCAGCCCAGCUCUAACACACCUGAUUCAACACAUCAACUAAUCAUGAUCUUCAAUAUAGACUUGUAUUACAGUUUUUUCCCAACAGCUUACACACGUUUUCAAAACUAUGUCUCCUUUUUUCAAAACUCUACACACAAUUCCCAAAACUGCACACACAAAAUUCAAAAUGCCUCACAUCUCCUUCAAAAUGUAACACUGCAUUCAAAAUGCCAUAAACACAUGUCAGAAUGAAGCAUUUGCAUCAAAUGUCAAACACUUCUUUCAUAAUAGUAAAUAUUUGGAUAUACCAUGUAAACACUGUUGUUCUAAAUCUAAAGCUCUUUGGUCUUUCAUAGGCUUAUAUCUACAUUUCAAUACAAUGUUCUACAGUGAAAGUAAUCUGCUGAGAGGGGUAACAAGUACACUGUAAACACCAAUGCAAUGUAGAAACAGGCCAAACAUUACUGUUGUAUACAGUAGCAUACAACAAAACCAUAAACAUAUGUAAACCAAAAGUAUAUUCUUUAGAAUACAGUAAAGAACACAAUUGUGUGUGGGGGGUCCCGGGGGGGCAGUCCAGGAAUUGGUAGGGGGGGGGGGGGGCAGUCACCAGUGCUAAGCUACGCUUCAUCUCUUCUCCAGGCUGGGUCUGGCCACAAUACUUCGUCCACAUCACAAGAUAAGUUUUCUCUUGCCAAACAUCGAGGGAAGUAUCUCCUAGCAUGGCAUAUCCAACCUUGGACAGAGGCAACCUCUAUGUCCCCACAUGCGUCCUCCAUUGCCUGGAGAAGCGGCAUGCGGGCAUAGGGUUGGCGAUCAUACACUUUCCAGCGCCAGGCUGAGAAGAAUUCCUCUAUGGGAUUUAGAAAAGGUGAAUAUGGGGGUAGGUACAAAACUACAAAUUGUGGAUGGGUGGCAAACCAGUUUUGGACCAGAACAGCCCGGUGAAAACGAACAUUGUCCCAUAUAACCACAAAUCUAGCAGGCUCCUGAUCUGGAUCAGGGACAAGCAUUGUGUAAAUUGCAUCCAGAAAAGUGAGCAUAUGGCCGGUGUUGUACGGACCCAGUGUGGCAUUGUGAUGGAGGACCCCGUUUUGAGUGAUGGCAGCACACAUGUCUAGGGACAUUGGUAAUUGCCCUCUGUCCUAUUACAUUUCUUCCGCGGCGCCUGGUUUUGGUGAGGUUGAAGCCAACCUCAUCUACAUAAAUAAAUUUAUGGCGAAUUACAUGGGCAUCCAUCUCCAAUACUCUCUGUAACAGACAAAAGGAUAUACAGAUGAGUAAAUAUGGUAUGUCUGAAGUACUGGAAGUAGUGUUGCAAACAUACCUCUACAAAGUCAUGUCGCAGAUUCUUGACUCUGUCAGAGUUUCUCUCAAAUGGCACCUUGUAAAGUUGUUUCAUCGUCACUUGGUGCCGUUGGAGGAUGCGUUGUAUGGUCGACAGGCUUACAGCAUUGAUGUUGUUAAAUAUGGUGUCAUUAUUCAAGAUAUGCUCUCUUAUCUCUUGAAUCCUAAUUGCAUUGUUGGCCAAAACCAUAUUUAUAAUUACAGUCUCUUGUACAUCUGUAAACAAGCGUCCUCGUCCUCCAUGAUGUCUUUGCCUUUCCACUCUGUACAGAAUUCAAACACAGUAUGUGUUCAGCAUAGGAACCGUAAACAAUGUACAAAAACAGGUAGUACAGCAUGAUAACCAACCUCAUUCAUUCAAUGCAGUGCAGUAAAUGGAUGGCUUAGAGUUACAAAUGUUUAUGCAAUACUAUGCAGUCAUACGUAUUUUACAGUACAUUACUGUAAUGCUAAAAUAGUCAUUAGAUAGUUGCAUACCUGUUCUCAUUUCUGAAGGUUCGAAUUAUGGACGCCACUGUAAAUCGACUCAAUUUGGGCUGGACUCUCAGUCCAGCCUCUCUCAUGGUCAUACCGUGGUUGAUCACAUGAUCAACAAGUGUUGCCCUAAUCUCAUCAGAGAUGGCUCUCCUUCCUUCUCUUCUUUGCCCUCGUCCGCUUCUUCCCCUUCCUCUUCCUCCUACUCCUCCUCCUCUUCAACUCUUCGUCUUUGAAUUUGUCCUCAUUGUUGUCCCCUGCCUCUCCCUCCUCCUCUUGCUCUCUGUCAAUUGUUGGCAUCCAUUAUUCAAAACAGGUAAUCUGACCUUUGACCUAUUUAUAGGCCUAUACUACAGUAAAGCAGUGAUUGGUUAGUGAUCAGUUAAGCAAUUAGUGUUUGCACAUGUGAGGAGUGUGUGUGUGACCUGGUGAAUAAGUGUAGCAUUUUGAUUGGUUUUGUUUGGAAAAGGAAAGCAAGUCACUUCCUGUUAGAUUUUUGUGUUUUAGGUAGAGAAUUGUGUGUAGUGUUUUUGAAAAAUGUGUUUUAUGCAAUUGACAACUGAGUCAUAGGCUGAGAAAUAGCUUAUGGUUUUGGAGAUUUGGUGUAUAGUUUUGCACUUUGAGUGAGAGGUUUAAAAAAUCGUGUGACAUGAAAAGAUUUAGUGUGUAAGCAUUUGGAAAAAAAAGUUGCCCACCCCUGUCUUACUGUCUGUGACAUGACAUACAGUGGGGAAAAAAAGUAUUUAGUCAGCCACCAAUUGUGCAAGUUCUCCCACUUAAAAAGAUGAGAGAGGCCUGUAAUUUUCAUCAUAGGUACACGUCAACUAUGACAGACAAAUUGAGAAAAAAAUUCCAGAAAAACACAUUGUAGGAUUUUUAAUGAAUUUAUUUGCAAAUUAUGAUGGAAAAUAAGUAUUUGGUCACCUACAAACAAGCAAGAUUUCUGGCUCUCACAGACCUGUAACUUCUUCUUUAAGAGGCUCCUCUGUCCUCCACUCGUUACCUGUAUUAAUGGCACCUGUUUGAACUUGUUAUCAGUAUAAAAGACACCUGUCCACAACCUCAAACAGUCACACUCCAAACUCCACUAUGGCCAAGACCAAAGAGCUGUCAAAGGACACCAGAAACAAAAUUGUAGACCUGCACCAGGCUGGGAAGACUGAAUCUGCAAUAGGUAAGCAGCUUGGUUUGAAGAUAUCAACCGUGGGAGAAAUUAUUAGGAAAUGGAAGACAUACAAGACCACUGAUAAUCUCCCUCGAUCUGGGACUCCACGCAAGAUCUCACCCCGUAGGGUCAAAAUGAUCACAAGAACGGUGAGCAAAAAUCCCAGAACCACACGGGGGGACCUAGUGAAUGACCUGCAGAGAGCUGGGACCAAAGUAACAAAGCCUACCAUCAGUAACACACUACGCCGCCAGGGACUCAAAUCCUGCAGUGCCAGACGUGUCCCCCUGCUUAAGCCAGUACAUGUCCAGGCCCGUCUGAAGUUUGCUAGAGUGCAUUUGGAUGAUCCAGAAGAGGAUUGGGAGAAUGUCAUAUGGUCAGAUGAAACCAAAAUAUAACUUUUUGGUAAAAACUCAACUCGUCAUGUUUGGAGGACAAAGAAUGCUGAGUUGCAUCCAAAGAACACCAUACCUACUGUGAAGCAUGGGGGUGGAAACAUCAUGCUUUGGGGCUGUUUUUCUGCAAAGGGACCAGGACGACUGAUCCGUGUAAAGGAAAGAAUGAAUGGGGCCAUGUAUUGUGAGAUUUUGAGUGAAAACCUCCAGCCAAUCAGCAAGGGCAUUGAAGAUGAAACGUGGCUGGGUCUUUCAGCAUGACAAUGAUCCCAAACACACCGCCCGGGCAACGAAGGAGUGGCUUCGCAAGAAGCAUUUCAAGGUCCUGGAGUGGCCUAGCCAGUCUCCAGAUCUCAACCCCAUAGAAAAUCUUUGGAGGGAGUUGAAAGUCCGUGUUGCCCAGCGACAGCCCCAAAACAUCACAGCUCUAGAGGAGAUCUGCAUGGAGGAAUGGGCCAAAAUACCAGCAACAGUGUGUGAAAACCUUGUGAAGACUUACAGAAAACAUUUGACCUGUGUCAUUGCCAACAAAGGGUAUAUAACAAAGUAUUGAGAAACUUUUGUUAUUGACCAAAUACUUAUUUUCCACCAUAAUUUGCAAAUAAAUUCAUUAAAAAUCCUACAAUGUGAUUUUCUGGAAAAAAAAAUUCUCAUUUUGUCUGUCAUAGUUGACGUGUACCUAUGAUGAAAAUUACAGGCCUCUCUCAUCUUUUUAAGUGGGAGAACUUGCACAAUUGAUGGCUGACUAAAUACUUUUUUCCCCCACUGUAUAGGAGCAUAGAGAAAAUGCACAGAAGCUUAUAACGUCUGUGAUGGAUGACUUGGAAUGUCAACACGACACCAAAACUGUAAGUAAAGUGAACGAGGGUUAAACCCCCAGUAUUCCUUCUUUGAGAUUAUGUUAGUUUUCUCCCCUCGUCUCACUGUUGGCACUCUGGGCUUUAGUUAUAACAACACAACACAGGAACCGACAGAGCAAAGGAGAUGAAAAUAAGUACUUCCUAAUUACAUGAUGGAUGAAAGCGAAAAGGUAGACGCUCUUGGUCCAUUAGAACUGCCAGUCAAGGUGAGGGUUAGUUAUGGCAACAUCUCAGGACUGGGACAGCUGAAACAUGCUCAGAAACAAGCACACCUGGGUUCAAAUACUACUUGAAAACUUUUAAAUACUUUGAGCAUUUGCUCUAGCUUGCCCAAGUUCCAGAUAGGUGGGUUUACAGUUUUGGGACUAUUCUAUUGGUCCAUUAAGUUAGGUAUGCUCAAUCAAGCACAGAUAAAGUAUUUGUAAUGAUUUGAAACUAUUUGAACCCAGGUCUGUCAGAAACCAGCAAACCGUUCAGCUUUAGAAGAGCUUUAAAGAGGAAUUGGACACUUAGAGGAAAACCAGCACCACUAAACAUUGGUGUAUCAAAUUAUUCACAUAUAUAUUUUUGUCUUUAAAUCAGAUGAGAACCAUUCAUUCAUACAUUUUGACUCCUAAUUUGUGGGAAUAUCCCCAGGACAAACUGUGGACAUUUUGAUACCUGAUUUUGAAUGGGUCGUUUUUUCUAUGGUUAUGAUAGCAUGGCAGAGUUGGCAGACUGGUGCCAUUCCUUUUCCCACAUGUCAACUCACAGACGAUGGCAGCGUUUGCUCAUCUGAAUGGCACAUACAUUUGUCAGUAUUAGGUUCUGGUUGUGGGGACCAUUAUCAGUACACAGUUCCUAGAGUUAAAUCAUUUUGACAUUAAGGUUAAUUGUGAAGAUGUAUUGCAGUAUAUUGGUUAGUUCCCAGAAUCUAACGAAUGACCCUGCUGUUACAUGGCAAGUGCACUACAUCUAUGCCAUAAAGGUCCAGCCCUUUUGUCAGAGGUCACAGUACGCUUACAAACAGGGAUGUCACACUAUAGUCCUCAACCUCCCACAGAUCCCGCUCCACCUUGAAUCCAGUUAACCAUCUAUGGCCAAAGAAAUGGCAGCACAGUCAUUCUUCCUCGUCAGUGCAACUCCAAACGACCAAUCAGAGGUUUGUGUCAAGCAGGUCAAAAGUCAAAGGAGCUGUUGCUGCAACAGAACAAAGGCUGUCUCAACUCUGACAUUUCACUUCCUUUUUACUCCUGUAUGAAAACAUCCACAAUCUCUCUCUCUCUCUCUCUCUCUCUCUCUCCCUCUCCGUCUCGGGUCGCCAUCAUUAAUGGCUGAUCCCUGGCCGUGACCCCACUCUCCAAGGGUGUCUCAUGGAGAGUUGGGAUAUGCAAAAAACACAUUUCCAUUUACACACAUACAGGUUCCCCACAUGUACAGUACCAGUCAAAGGUUUGGACACACCUACUCAUUCAUUAUUUUUCACUAUUUUCUAAAUUGUAAAAUAAUAGUGAAGACAUCAAAACUAUGAAAUAACACAUAUGGAAUGAUGUAGUAACCAAAAAAGUGUUAAACAAAUCAAAAUAUAUUUUAUAUUUGUGAUUCUUCAAAUAGCAACCCUUUGUCUUGAUGACAGCUUUGCACACUCUUGGCAUUCUCUCAACCAGCUUCAUGAGGUAGUGAUAGCCCUAUUUGGUAAAAGACCAAGUCCAUUUUUAUGGCCAGAACAGCUCAAAUAAGCAAAGAGAAAUGACAGUCCAUCAUUACUUUAAGACAUGAAGGUCAGUCAAUUGUAAGGGUUGGUGUGAGGUGUGACCCAGGUGCGGUGCAGGAUAGACAGUCGGUAGUAGGCAGAGAUGGUGAAACAAGGAUCUUUACUAGUGGUCCCAAAGCCAGGAUACAAAAUAGCAAAUAGGUCUCCAAAAACAGGCUGACAGCCAAAAUACGAAAUACUUACUACGACUGAAACAAAUAAAGAAACAGGGAGAACACUUCUCAUGUACCUGUACAUACAUCUCCGAUCAGACACUGAUUAGUACUGCUGGGCAUAGAGAAACUAGCAGAGAAAACUGAGCAAGGGAACACAGGGAAGUGAGGGCAUAAAUACGCAGGUGAACAGGUAGACACAGGUGACACAAAUAGGAUCAUGAUUAGUCCAGACUGUGAGUGAGGAGGUGCCUAAGGUUGUCAGAGGAGGACACCUAGUGGAUCACACCGGAACUGCGACCCCCUCCUGUAACAGUGCCCCCCCUUAACAAAGGUCCCCAGCCGUUCACCUCGGCGGAAUGUUGUUAUCAGCCCUGGGUCCAGAAUGGGCACCUCCUGGGCACCCAGGACCGCUCCUCCGGCCCAUAAUCCUCCCAGUCCAGCAGAAAUUGGAGACCCCUCCCCACCCGCCGGCAGUCCAGGAUCUGGUCCACAGUAAAAGCCGGCUGCCCUCGACGAGGCAUAGCGGGGGAACAGGAUGAGGAGGGGGAGCCAGGGGACAGGUGGCAAUGGGCUUGAGGAGGGACACAUGGAACGUGGGAUGCACCCGCAUGGUCGGGGGAAGUUGCAGGCGGUAGGCCACUAGGUUGACUGGCCGGACCACUCUGAAUGGCCGACGAAAUGGGGGGACAGCUUCCUGGACUCCAAGUGGAGGGGAAGAUCCCGCGUGGAGAGCCACACCCUCUGUCCCGGGUGAAAAACCGGGGCCGGGCGACGCCUGUGGUUGGCCAGAUGUUGAGACCUGACCGAGGCCUGCUUAAGCGCCGCCCGUACCUGCCUCCAGGUGCGGCGACAGAGACUGAUGUGGGCCUGAACCAACAGGAUCGCCACCUCCUCCUCUUGCUGGGGGAAUAGGGGGGGUUGUUACCCGUAUUGGCACUGGAAGGGGGACAGGCCAGUGGACAAGCAGAGAAGGGUGUUGUGGGCGUACUCUGCCCACUCCAGUCGCUGACUCCACGUAGCUGGGUUGCUGGAGGCAUAGCACCUCAGCACCCCAUCUGGAUCCUGGUUGACGCGCUCUGUCUGCCCAUUCGACUGGGGAUGUAAUCCGGAAGACAAGCUGACGGAGGCGCCGAGGCAGGUGGCGAACAUCUUCCAGAACCUGGAGGCGAACUGAGGGCCCCGAUCCAACACCACAUCUUGGGGAAGGCCGUGGACCCGGAAAACGUGCUGCACCACCAACUUAGUGAUCUCAAGGGCCGACGGGAGUUUGAGAAGGGGAAUGAAGUGGGCAGCCUUCGAAAACCAUUCCACAACGACCAGGAUGACUGUGUAUCCAUCAGAGGGGGUAGCGCGGAAAUGAAAUCCAACGAGAUGUGGGACCAGGGGCACUUGGGGAUAGACAGGGGUCGGAGCAGCCCUGCCACGGGCUGACGUGAGCUUUUCGUGCGCACGCACACCGGGAAAGCAGCCAUGAAGGCACGCGUAUCCCCCUCAGCUGAUGGCCACCAGAACCUCCUAUGCAGGUACUCCAAUGUCCUGGCGCCCCCCGGAUGGCUGGUGAGGUUGGGCACGUGCGCCCUCUGAAGCAGUCUCUGGCGCGCUGCCUUGGGUACGUACAUCCUCUACGAUGGACCUCCGCCCGGAUCGGGCUCCCGCCGUAGCGCUGCUCUGACCAGCCUACCGAUUCCCCACGAAACUGGGGCAGCAAUCAGGUCGUUGGGGACAAUGGGGUCGUCCCUCUCCAACAGGUCCACGGGGUCGAACUGCCGGGAGAGCGCGUCAGGCUUGGUGUUCUUCGACCCCGGACGGUAUGAGAUCGUGAACCAGAACCUGGUGAAGAACAACUGCCACCUGGCCUGGUGCGAGUUGAACAACGAGUUGAACAACGGCCCCCUGAAUGUAGGCUAAGUUCUUAUGGUCAGUCCAUAUGACGAAUAGAUGGGCGGCCCCCUCUAGCCAAUGCCUCCACUCCCCCAGGGCGAGCUUGACUGCUAUCAGCUCACGGUUCCCCACGUCGUAAUUCCGCUCCACCGGGGACAGCCAACGGGAGAAAAACACGCAGGGGUGAGUCUUAACGUCUGUUAGGAACCACUGGGACAGGAUUGCUCCCACCGCAACGUCUGAAGCAUCCACCUCCACAAUGAACGGCAGGGACAGAUCAGGACCGGGGCCGGUGUAAAGCGCCGCUUAAGUGCAUCGAAUGCGUUCCCUGCUUCCGGGGUCCAGGCAAAGGAGCGCACACUCGUCUGGGUGAGGGUUGUCAGGGGAGCGGCUAGGGAGCUAAAAUUGCAAAUAAAUCGGCUAUAAAAAUUAGCGAACCCUAAAAACCGUUGUAGUUGCUUGAGGGAGGAGGGCUGGGGCCAAUCCAUUACCGCGCUGACCUUAGCUGGGUCCAUCCGUAGGUCCCCCUGGGUGACGAUGAACCCCAGGAAGGAGACUGUCUCCGUGUGGAACACGCACUUCUCCACCUUGACGUGGAGCUGGUGACGGAGAAGGCGUUGGAGGACCUGCCAAACAUGCUGCUGGUGUUUUGAAAAUAUUAGGUAUGUCAUCCAAAUACACGAAGACGCUGUAGUCGAGGAGGUCCCGGAGCACAUCAUUGACCAAUGCCUGGAACACCGCAGGCGCGUUGGCUAGACCGAAUGGCAUGACUUGGUACUCGUAAUGCCCACUGGGUAUGUUAAAAGCCGUCAUCCACUCGUCCCCCUCCCGAAUCCUCACCAGGUUGUAGGCAUUUUGUAAGUCCAGCUUGGUGAAGACCCGGGCUCCCUGCAAUGACUCGAAUGCCGUCGUCAAUAGGGGGAGUGGGUAGCGGUUCUUAACCGUGAUGUCUCACCCGGUAAUCAAUGCACGGCCGCUGCCCACCGUCCUUUUUCCCCACAAAGAAGAAGCCAGCGCCUGUGCGUGAGGUAGAGGGGCGGAUGUGACCCUCGAUGAGUGCCUCGUCGAUAUACUCCCUCAUGACCAGCGUCUCCGGCCGGGACAAGGGAAACAAUCGCCCUCGUGUGGGCAUGGCGCCCGGCAGGAGAUCGAUAGAGCAGUCGAAUGGCCUGUGAGGAGGUAGGCCCUUGACACGCCUCUUACUAAACAUCUCCCCCAGAUCCCAAUACUCCCGAGGAACGCCUGCCAGGUCUGGGCCGGUGACGGAGUCAUUAGCCGGCAUCCUCACGGUAGGCAGUUCGGAGUGCGGGACCUGGGGAAGAGGUGAGGACUGGUAGGUGGUCUGGGACAGUGGUUUGGGCUGAUGAGUGGUAGGUGGAGACCGGAACAGGAUGGGGGCGGAGCCUCCCUCCAGGAUGAGUUGCCCCGUGGACCAGUCUAUCCGGGGUUUGUGGGCGAUCAGCCAGGCGUGCCCAAGGACGAGGGGACACUCCAGAGAGUCCACAAUUAAAAACUGGAUAUCCUCCCAUAGCCCCCCUGCCACCCGGACAUGCACAGGGACAGUGCGCCGAGUGAUGAAGCCCGACCCCAACGGCUGGCAGUCCAGGCCCAUGACUGGAACCGGCUCGGAGAGGGAGAGUAACAGAAUGCUCCACCCUUGGGCCAGCCCCGCGUCCAUCAGGUUUCCCGUGGCCCCAGAAUCCACCAGUGCAUGCGCCCAACGCGCAGUGCGGGCCCACUGAACCCUGACGGGGAGAAAAGUCCAGGAGUCUCUGGAGGUUGGGUUUCGGUUCCGGCUCGCUAGCACCCCUCCCGAUAUUAGUGAGCCCUCCCGUUUCCCGGCUUCUCCGGGCAUGUGUCGAUGUGGUGACCGGCCUGGCCGCAGUACAGGCAACGUCCCUGGCGCAGACGCUUCCAUCUCUCCAAGCACGCCGCACCCAGCUGCAUAGUCUCCUUCUGAGGCGUCUUUUUUUCUCUGAAUCGGCGGAAAGCCUCCGGGCUGAUAGGGGGACGAAGAAGCGCGACUUGCGUCAUCCCUCUCUCGUGCACCCUCUCACGACGCCGAUUGUCUACCUGCACCGAGAGGUUGACGAGGCCGUCCAGUCGCUCAGGCAGCUACCUGAAGGAGAGUUCGUCCUUCAUCCCCUCCGAUAGCCACUGCAUCAACAGAGUGAUGAUGUAGGCCACCCACCCUGCUCCGUCGGGAAGGAGGAAGAUUGUAGGCUGAACACCAGGGAACACUGGGUGAGGAAUUCCCUGCAGCCCUCUGGGCGUCCGUCAUACCUCUCCGGAGGUGGUAGGCGGGGUUCCCGCGAUGUCGCAGGAGAGACUGGAGAUGCCACUACCGCGGCUUCCGCUCCGCCGGCUGCCGGGGAAUGGUCGGGUGUCCAUCCGGCUCUGCACGGCGAUCGUCAGCUGGCAGAGAUUUUCGGUGAUCUGCUGUAGGCUGCGGUCGUGUUGGUUCAGCAUAGCGCCCUGUGUUGCCAAUGCGCUCCGAUACUGUGCUGCCUCCGCUGGACCAUAUUGGCUCAGUUUUCUGUAACGGUUGGUGUGAGGUGUGACCCAGGUGGGGUUUAGGAUAGACAGUAGGCAUUAGGCAGAGAUGGUGAAACAAGGAUCUUUACUGGUGGUCCCGAAGCCAGGAAACAAAAUAACGGACUUAUCACGAUAAAAGAAAGGCGGAGCAAAUAAGUCUCCAAAAACAGGCUGACAGCCAAAAUAUGAAAUACUAACUACGACUGAAACAAAUAAAGAAACAGGAAGAACACUUCUCAAGUACCUGUACAUACGUCUCCGAUCAGACACUGAUUAGUACUGCUGGGAAACUAGCAGAGAAAACUGAGCAAGGGAACAAAGGGAAGUGAGGGCAUAAGUACACAGGUGAACAGGUAGACACAGGUGACACCAAUAGGAUCAUGAUUAGUCCAGACUGUGAGUGAGGAGGUGCCUAAGGUUGUCGGAGGAGGACACCUAGUGGAUCGCUCCGGAACUGCGACCCCCUCCUGUAACAGUCAAUAUGGAAAAUUUCAAGAACUUUUAAAGUUUCUUCAAGUGCAGUCGCAAAAACCAUCAAGCGCUAUGAUGAAACUGGCUCUCAUGAGGACCGCCACAGGAAUGGAAGACCCAGAGUUACCUCUGCUUAAGAGGAUAUGUUCAUUAGAGUUACCAGCCUCAGAAAUUGCAGCCCAAAUAAAUGCUUCACAGAGUUCAAGUAACAGACACAUUUCAACAUCAACUUUUCAGAGGAGACUGUGUGAAUCAGGCUUUCGUGGUCGAAUUGCUGUAAAGAAACCACUACUAAAGGACACAUAAUAAGAGACUUGCUUGGGCCAAGAAACAUGAGCAAUGGACAUUAGACCGGUGGAAAUUUGUCCUUUGGUCUGGAGUCCAAAUUGGAGAUUUUUGGUUCCAACUGCCGUGUCUUUGUGAGACGCAGUGUGGGUGAACGAAUGAUCUCCACAUGUGUAUUUCCCACCGUAAAGCAUGGAGGAGGAGGUGUUAUGGUGUGGGGGUGCUUUGCAGGUGACACUGUCUGUGAUUUAUUUAGAAUUCAAGGCACACUUAACCAGCAUGGCUACCACAGCAUUCUGCAGCGAUACGCCAUCCCAUCUGGUUUGGGCUUAUUGGGACUAUCAUUUGCUUUUCAACAGGACAAUGGCCCAACACACCUCCAGGCUGUGUAAGGGCUAUUUUACCAAGAAGGAGAGUGAUGGAGUGCUGCAUCAAAUGACCUGGCCUCCACAAUCCCCCAACCUCAACCAAAUUGAGAUGCUUUGGGAUGAGUUGGACCGCAGAGUGAAGGAAAAGCAGCCAACAAGUGCCCAGCAUAUGUGGGAACUCCUUCAACACUGUUGGAAAAGCAUUCCAGGUGAAGCUGGUUGAGAGAAUGCCAAGAGUGUGCAAAGCUGUCAUCAAGGCAAAGGGUGGCUAUUUGAAGAAUCUCAAAUAUAAAAUAUAUUUUGAUUUGUGUAACACUUUUUUGGUUACUACAUGAUUCCAUAUGUGUUAUUUCAUGGUUUUGAUGUAUUCACUAUUAUUCUACAAUGUAAACAAUUGUAAAAAAUAAAGAAAAACCCUUGAAUGAGUACAGUCGUGGUCAAAAGUUUUGAGAAUGACACAAGCAUUGGUCUUCGCAAAGUUUGCUGCUUCAGUGUUAUGAGAUAUUUUUGUCAGAUGUUACUAUGGUAUACUGAAGGAUAUUACAAGCAUUCCAUAAGUGUCAAAGGCUUUUAUUGACAAUUACAUUAAGUUUAUGCAAAGAGUCAAUACUUGCAGUGUUGACCCUUCUUUUUCAAGACCUCUGCAAUCCGCCCUGGCAUGCUGUCAAUUAUUUUCUGGGCCACAUCCUGACUGAUGGCAGCCCAUUGUUGCAUAAUCAGUGCUUGGAGUUUGUCAGAAUUUGUGGGUUUUUGUUUGUCCACCCGCCUCUUGAGGAUCGACCACAAGUUCUCAAUGGGAUUAACGUCUGGGGAUUUUCCUGGCCAUGGACCCAAAAUGUCAACGUUUUGUUCCCCGAGCCACUUAGUUAUCACUUUUGCCUUAUGGCAAGGUGCUCCAUCAUGCUGGAAAAGGCAUUUGUCGUCACCAAACUGUUCUUGGAUGGUUGGGAGAAGUUGCUCUUGGAGGAUGUGUUGGUACCAUUCUUUAUUCAUGGCUGUGUUCUUAGACAAAAUUGUGAGUGAGCCCACUCCCUUGGCUGAGAAGCAACCCCACACAUGAAUGGUCUCAGGAUGCUUUACUGUUAGCAUGACACAGGACUGAUGGUAGCGCUCACCUUGUCUUCUCCGGACAAGGUGUUUUCCGGAUGCCCCAAACAAUUGGAAAGGGGAUUUAUCAGAGAAAAUGACUUUACCCCAGUCCUCAGCAGUCCAAUCCCUGUACCUUUUGCAGAAUAUCAGUCUGUCCCUGAUGUUUUUCCUGGAGAGAAGUGGCUUCUUUGCUGCCCUUCUUGACACCAGGCCAUCCUUCAAAAGUCUUCGCCUCACUGUGUGUGCAGAUGCACUCACAUCUGCCUGCUGCCAUUCCUGAGCAAGCUCUGCACUGGUAGUGCCCCGAUCCCGCUGCUGAAUCAACUUUAGGAGACAGUCCUGGCGCUUGCUGGACUUUCUUGGGCGCCCUGACGCCUUCUUCACAACAAUUGAACCUCUCUCCUUGAAGUUCUUGAUGAUCCGAUAAAUGGUUGAUUUAGGUGCAAUCUUACUAGCAGCAAUAUCCUUGCCUGUGAAGCCCUUUUUGUGCAAAGCAAUGAUGACGGCACGCGUUUCCUUGCAGGUAACCAUGGUUAACAGAGGUAGAACAAUGAUUUCAAGCACCACCCUCCUUUUAAAGAUUCCAGUCUGUUAUUCUAACUCAAUCAGCAUGACAGAGUGAUCUCCAGCCUUGUCCUCGUCAACACUCUCACCUGUGUUAACGAGAGAAUCACUGACAUGAUGGCAGCUGGUCCUUUUGUGGCAGGGCUGAAAUGCAGUGGAAAAGUGUUUUUGUGAUUAAGUUCAUUUUCAUGCUAAAGAGGGACUUUGCAAUUAAUUGCAAUUCAUCUGAUCACUCUUCAUGACAUUCUGGAGUAUAUACAAAUUGCCAUCAUCAAAACUGAGGCAGCCUACUUUGUGAAAAUUAGUAUUUGUGUCAUUCUCAAAACUUUUGACCACGACUGUAGGUGUGUCAAAACUUUUGACUGGUAGUAUACAUGCAGGUAAACAGGAAAAAUAUAAUUUGACCUUUUUGACAGAAACACACACACACACACACACACACACACACACACACACACACACACACACAAGAGAACACAAGAGUCUUGAUUUCACCCUUCAACCCAUCUCAGCAAUAGCUGGUUUUGAGUGACCUAAUCUUCACGGUUUGUUGCCCAUUUUAAUGAGCUUUGAGGAGUGUGUGUGUGUGCUUGCGUCCGUGCGUGUGUUUGUGUGUAUGUGUGUGUGUAUGGGGUUACCCUUCCUGGAACCUCUGCCACGUGUCUCACACCUGUGCUGGGAUCUGAUAACAGAAUUGUAAACUGAUGAAGAUGGAAGAGCACCCUUCCAUAGAGUCCUAGACCAAAUGUUUCUCCAUUUAAAGUGCUUCUUGGUCCAAGAUUAGGCUUAAUCUGUGUCCGGGAAACUGUUCCAUUGAACCUAAAGUACCCACACCUGUACACUAAAAGAUCCCAUACUGUAUCUCCCCUAGUCUUGUACAAUGAUAACUCAGAGAUGCCCAGAAGACCACUGAGAUGUUACACUGGGGUUAAGUGUUGUAGCCUACCUGAAAGGUACAGUGGCUUGCGAAAGGAUUCACCCCCCUUGGCAUUUUUCCUAUUUUGUUGCCUUACAACCUGGAAUUAAAAUGGAUUUUUGGGGGGUUUGUAUCAUUUGAUUUACACAACAUGCCUACCACUUUGAAAAUGCAAAAUAUUUUUUGGGGUGAAACAAACAAGAAAUAAGACAAAAAAACAUAGAACUUGAGCGUGCAUAACUAUUCACCCCCCCCCCCCCCAAAGUCAAUACAUUGUAGAGCCACCUUUUGCAGCAAUUACAGCUGCAUGUCUCUUGGGGUAUGUCUCUAUAAGCUUGGCACAUCUAGCCACUGGGAUUUUUGCCCAUUCUUCAAGGCAAAACUGCUCCAGCUCCUUCAAGUUGGAUGGGUUCUGCUGGUGUACAGCAAUCUUUAAGUCAUACCACAGAUUCUCAAUUGGAUUGUGGUCUGGGCUUUGACUAGGCCAUUCCAAGACUUUUAAAUGUUUCCCCUUAAACCAUUCAAGUGUUGCUUUAGCAGUAUGCUUAGGGUCAUUGUCCUGCUGGAAUGUGAACCGCCGUCCCAGUCUCAAAUCUCUGGAAGACUGAAACAGGUUUCCCUCAAGAGAUUCCCUGUAUUUAGCGCCAUCCAUCAUUCCUUCAAUUCUGACCAGUUUCCCAGUCCCUGCCGAUGAAAAACAUCCCCACAGCAUGAUGCUGCCACCACCGUGGGAUGGUGUUCUCGGGGUGAUGAGAGGUGUUGGGUUUGCGCCAGACAUAGCGUUUUACUUGAUGGCCAAAAAGCUCAAUUUUAGUCUCAUCUGACCAGAGUACCUUCUUCCAUAUGUUUGGGGAGUCUCCCACAUGCCUUUUGGCGAACACCAAACGUGUUUGCUUAUUUUUUCUUUAAGCAAUGGCUUUUUUCUGGCCACUCUUCCGUAAAGCCCAGCUCUGUGGAGUGUACGGCUUAAAGUGGUCCAUUGGACAGAUACUCCAAUCUUCGCUGUGGAGCUUUGCAGCUCCUUCAGGGUUAUCUUUGGUUUCUUUGUUGCCUCUCUGAUUAAUGCCCUCCUUGCCUGGUCCGUGAGUUUUGGUGGGCGGCCCUCUCUUGGCAGGUUUGUGGUGGUGCCAUAUUCUUUCAUUUUUUUAAAUAAUGGAUUUAAUGGUGCUCUGUGGGAUGUUUGAAGUUUCUGAUAUUUUUUUAUAACCCAACCCUGAUCUGUACUUCUCCACAACUUUGUCCCUGACCUGUUUGGAGAGCUCCUUGGUCUUCAUGGUGCCGCUUGCUUGGUGGUGUUGCAGACUCUGGGGCUUCUCAGAACAGGUGUAUAUAUACUGAAAUCAUGUGACACUUAGAUUGCACACAGUUUGACUUUAUUUAACUAUUUAUGUGACUUCUGAAGGUAAUUGGUUGCACCAGAUCUUAUUUAGGGGCUUCAUAGCAAAGGGGGUGAAUACAUAUGCACGUACCACUUUUCUAUUUUUUUUUAAAAUUAUUUUUGGAAACAAAUCACUUCACCAAUUUGGACUAUUUUGUGUAUGUCCAAAUAAAAAUCCAUUUAAAUUACAGGUUAUAAUGCAACAAAAUAGGAAAUACGCCAAGGGGGAUGAAUACUUUUGCAAGGCACUGUACAUUCAUACUAUGAAUGACCCAGACUAUGAAGGAUACAAUAAGGAUAUAAUGUAACACAUGGAUGGCACUGGCAAGCAUCAACCACACACAGAUGAAUCAUACAAGCCACUGUACAUGCAGUACAUGUCAUGGACCUGUGAAAGCUAGGCAAGACACAUUUCCAAUUCUAAAUCACGUAGAGAAAAAACACAAGGAAUGGGAUUGUGACUCAUAACACACAUGUUAAACUACACUGUGUACAAAACAUAGACUGACCAGGUAAAUCCAGGUGAAAGCUAUGAUCCCUUAAUGAUGUCACCUGUUAAAUCCAUUUCAAUCAGUGUAGAUGAAGGAGAGGAGACAGGUUAAAGAAGGAAUUUUAAGCCUUGAGACAAUUGAGACAUGGAUUGUGUAUGUGUGCCAUUCAGAGUGUGAAUGUGCAAGAAAAAAGAUUGAAGUGCCUUUGAACAGGGUAUGGUAGUAGGUGCCAGGUGCACCAGUUUGAGUGUGUCAAGAACUGCAACACUGCUGGGUUUUUCACGCUCAACAGUUUCCUGUGUGUAUCAAGAAUGGUCCACCACCCAAAAGACAUCCAGCUAACAUUACACAACUGUGGGAAGCAUUGGAGUCAACAUGGGCCAGCAUCCCUGUGGAGUGCUUUCGACACCUUGUAGAGCCCAUGCCCUGAUGAAUUGAGGCUGUUCUGAAGGCAAAAGGGGGUACAACUCAAUAUUAGGAAGGUAUAUCACGCCCCAAACUCAAAGAUGUUUCUAUUCUUCCCAGGUGCAGAUUUCCUUCUAGGCACACCAUCAUGUCUUCAGACUCUCCCAGCUCCACGUUUACACCCAGUGCCAACAGGUUCCUGACAAUGACACCAGCCACUCAGGCCUCCUCCCUACGCACCUGUGAGCCUCCAGAGUCCCCCCUCCAGCAGAUGGCACACUCACAGGUACCAGAAUCCACUGAAAACGGUUUAUUUUACAGUUUACCCAGUUUCACCCAGAAAGAAUCCAGAUGUUAGCCCUGGGCAUGGAAACACUCCCUCCAUUUUGAUUUAGCCCAAAGCCAUGGAUGCUUUACCCAUCUAAUCACCUUUCCUGCACCUGCAUUAGGCUACUGUUCCUCCGGUGGUAAUUCCAGAAUCCACACUGUGAUUUUAGUGCAUCAGCCCAUAGCUGUUUGACUAACCAGACCUCAGUUCAAGUAGUAUUUGUUAUCUUUCAAAUACUUUGAGCAUUUACUGCAGCCUGCCUGGAGUGGUAGAUGGACAGGUUUUGAAAAAUUGACCAUUUUUGGGGGAUUCCAUUGGUUGCUUUUCAUUUGUCAUUUUCAUUGGUUCCAUUGUGCCAGAUAAAGUAUUUAAAAGAAAAUGAAUACUAUUUGAACCCAGAUCUGCUGCAAAAGAGAGAUUGUUUAUGAGUGAAUCUAAAAGGAUGUAAACUAUCUACCUAUCGCACACACAGGACCUUGUUACAGGCAUGAUGUGUUACAGGCAUGAUGUGUUUGAACAGAAAUUAUGUUUGCGUCCCAAAUAGCACCCUAUUCCCUAAUAUGAUGCCAUUUGGGACACAGACAAUGCCAGGAGAUAAAAUGUAGGUCAUUGUUGGUUGCAGAUGCUAGCCAGGAGAUUCUGGAUGUUGCUAAAUAACCAGCUAACAAAUUGUUUAUUAAUCUCCCCUCAGUGUGAGGAGAGCAGUUCUGUGUCAUUUACCACUGCCCAGCGCGAGAGAGAGAGCGCCACCUACAGACAGAAAAAUGGCCCUGCAGAGACCUGCAGGAGGCACAGCGUAGAUGGAGCCAUGGUGGGACAGAGUCAAAGGUCAAACUUAGGGUCAGGGUCAGCUGACCACUUCCACCCCUACCGACGUCAGUUCAGCGAUGAUGGGGUUGCAACAGGUUGCCUGGCCCCUGGUCCCCCUGGGUCUCGUACCUUCGUCUGUCUCAGAGAGGUAGAGGCUCCAGAUAGCUUCGCUGCCACACACACAUCUACCAGUGAGGAACAGACAUCCUGGGAUCCAUACAACGGGAGUUUCCAGGCUUCCAGACUGAUGGUAUGAUACAGUGAUACUCAUACUCUAAAUGGCUAUUCAUUCAUAGUACACGCCACCAGCUGAACUGUAGUACCAUACCCAUGUGUACAUAGCCAUCGGGGAGAGCCUCACAUGCGCAAGCAGUUCCCCAUAGACAGAUCUCUCAUACACACCUACAGCUCCUAUCCACACACACACCCACCCACACCCACCCACCCACAUCACGAUGAUACUAGUGCUGCCAAUGAGUUUCCUCGGAUUUCAUCACUUGUAUCAUGCAUUUAUCUUCAUUCAUUCCCUUCAUUCAACACAGCAGGGCUCCCAGCGCUCUUACCCAGAACCACCGGCAGCACCCGAGGAACCUGCCUGCUUCCUGUCCCAAGGCCACGCCUCCUACAACCCCCUAGCCCCACUGCCGCAGGUGAGCGGGCAAGACCAAAGUACAGGGGGAGGGGUUAACUUAAGGGGGAGGUUCUUAGAGGGGCUUUUCUCAAUAGGGCUUGAUUAUAUCAUACCAAUAACUUGUUUACAGUAGUAGGCUUUGCAGCACACAGCUGUGCGGUUUGGAAAAACCUCACUGUGUACACACUCUGUUGCUAAAGUAAUACAAGUUCUGCUCUAACAAUGUGUGUGUAUGUAUGCGUGUGUGUACGUGUGUGUGUGUGCGUGUGUGUGUUCUCUCCAGUUCUCAUCAGGUGUGUAUUCUACCAGUGGACAAUCCAAAAGUUGUCAGUACUCUCUCCAGUGCCUCUCCACUCCAACCCAUCAGGACAGUAGCAUGCAGUCCCUCUUCCCCAAGCCCAUCUACUCAUACAGGUGAACACUCUACUUCGAUACUCCAUACAUGUGCAUAAUCACAAUGUUUUACAUUUACAUUUACAUUUACGUCAUUUAGCAGACGCUCUUAUCCAGAGCGACUUACAAAUUGGUGCAUUCACCACUUUACCAUUUAUUAUUAUUAUUAUUUUUUUUGGGGGGGGGGGGUAGAAGGAUUACUUUUCCUUUUUACCAAUCUGUACAGUCAGGUUUUGGACUUUGGUGCAACAUUAAUUAUAUAUUAAAGACCUUAUUUAAUCAAGACCUCAUUCAAUCAAGACCUUAUUUAAUCAAACCCAUUUCUCACUCUUCAUCACUCUUCUUUCUCUGUCACGCCUGCCCCCGCUCCCCCUCCCUGGCGCUCGAGGGCGCCAGGCUGCCCAUCAUUACGCACACCUGUCACCAUCGUUACGCUCAUCAGUGCUUCAUUGGACUCUCCUGAUCUUCAUCUCGGCUUAAUUACCUCCCCUACAUCUGUCUGUUCCUCAGUUUGAUCCCCGGGUUGCAUUGAUGUUGUUUUCUUUCUCUCGUCCACACGCUGGUCUUGCUUUGUUUCAUGUCUAUUUAUUAUUAAAAUUCACCCUGUACUUGCUUCCUGUCUCCCUGCGUCUGUCGUCACAUUCUCUGCAUGUUUGAAAUAAUGUUUACAAGGUGAAACAAAAAGAGGUUGAGCUGUAAGCAUGUCAGUUCUUUAAUAACCCCUUAAACCAGUUAACCUAAACUCCUAUCAAGUAUCAAUGUUACAUAAUAAAAAUAAGUCGUUCAUGGAGUCUUUUAUCACCUUUAUCCCUCAGGCUUGCAGGUGUGAGGUGGAUGAGUUGUGUGUGUGUGUGUGAGGUGGAUGAGUUGUGUGUGUGUGUGUGUGUGUGAGGUGGAUGAGUUGUGUGUGUGUGUGUGUGAGGUGGAUGAGUUGUGUGUGUGUGUGAGGUGGAUGAGUUGUGUGUGUGUGUGUGAGGUGGCCCAUGCCCUAGAUCUACACUGGUUCUGCAUACAUAGCACAGCCUCUUAUUCAAACCCACUACGGAAGACCGUUCGUGCUUUUAAUUACGAUAAUGUCAAUUCGACUGUAUCUACCAAACUUAUUUUCUGACUUUUUCCUCAGAGUCUGAAUUAGUAUGAUAAUAACAACUUGAAUGUCCCUGUUUCCUUUUAGUGUCUUGUGAAUGUCAUCAUGGAUCCUUGUCAUGAAUGUACACUCGUAUAAAAAAAUAUGCUAUCUAGAACCCUAAAGGGUUCUUUGGCUGUCCCCAUAGGAGAACCCUUUGAAUAACCCUUUUUGGUUCCAGGUAGAACCCUUUUUGAUUCCAUGUAGAACCCUUUCUACAGACAGUUCUACAUGGAACCCAAAAGGGCUCUACCUGGAAUCAAAAAGGGUUCUCCUAUGGGGACAGUCGAUGAACCCUUUUGGAACCCUCUUUUCUAAGAGUGUACUGUAUAUGUAAUGGAUAAACAACACUGUGAUGUUCAAUAAUAUAAUAUACAUAAUAAUAAAUAUAAUAAUAUAAAAUAAUAAUAUAAUAUUGACUACAACCGAUUGACUACACUGACUGCAAUGUUUGUCUUCUAUCCAUAGCAUCCUGAUCUUCAUGGCUUUGAGGAACAGUAAGACAGGGAGUCUCCCGGUUAGUGAGAUCUACGGGUUCAUGACUGAACACUUCCCCUACUUCAAGGUACAGCAGGAGGACAUUAUGGCUUCUCACUAACCCAAUAGUCAUCUGUGUUUUCAUAACUCUUUCAUUAUUCUCAUCCUAUGUAUUUUAUCUGUGCAAUGUCACAGACAGAGUUGUUAUAACCAUUGCUAUAAAUCCUUCAUGCACUGAGAAAUUGAAUGAACUUUGCAUUACCUAACUUUCCAAAACGGAUGAAUACAAGGACACACAAGUGGCAUGCAUUGGGCAUAACGACACUUGUAAAGUAAAUACCUUGUAAUGUGGUUUGAAAGAGUCAAUCACUGAGAGAUCAACACCUACUGAUCUUCAAUCCUCUCAUAUCUGGCGAUAAGCCCUUUAUAGAAAAACAUGGAGAGGGAGAGGGAGAUGGAGAGAGAGAAAGAGAGAGAGAUAUCAAGAGAGAGAGAGAAACCAUAGAUUUUAUUUAGAGCGUAGGAAGGAUUGAGUCUACCACCUGGCAGUUUCCAGAUCUCCUGGCAAGCCCCAUAGAUGAAUGAUGAAUUAUACUGUAAUAGUGUAUAUAGAUUCAACAGUGUGGCAAAGCAGAAUCGGCUGUAGCCGUAGGCUAGCCUCGUCCCAAGCCCUUUGUUGGGCCUCCUGUAGCUCAGUUGGUAGAGCAUGGCGCUUGCAAUGCCAGGGUUGUGGGUUCGAUUCCCACGGGGGGCCAGUAUGAAAAAUGUAUGCACUCACUAACUGUAAGUUGCUCUGGAUAAGAACGUCUGCUAAAAUGUAAAAUCAUUGACCCCUGCCUAUUCUAUAGAGAAUACAGGUGUGGCCUAUAGGACCUAGUCAAAAGUAGUGCACUAGGGAACAGGGUGCUAUUUGGGACACAGCCAGUGUUUAACGAGGCAAGCCGUGGGCUACCCCGGCUAAUACCCGUUAGGGCUUGAUCAGUGUCUUCCGAUCCAUCUUGGUGGUUUCAGACCCAUGAUUGGCUGGCUGUCUGGUGGAGGAAGGUGCAAUGUGGCACUGCAACAGCUUUGGCUCCUCUCCAGCCAAACAUUCAGUAGGACCUAUGACUGAGAGACUACCUCUGGGGGUGUGUGUGUGUGCAACGUGGCAUUUCCACUGCUUUGGUUCCUAUUGACUUUUAACUUGAUUUUGAAUUACUUAAUUGAUUACGGUUUCGGCAGUUGAAACAAACUCAGCUUGCUGCCCGCCCCAUUUCGGUAAAAAGCUAAGGGAUGGGGCUGGACAGAGCUAUGGAUGUAAGGUGUAUAUUGUUUGUUUACAUUUAAUGUUUACAAACAGUGGAGUAAAACAAGCGUAUAUUUUGGGUUCUGAACUAACUUAUAAGUUAUAUUCUUCAAGGAUCAAUGGGUAACACAGGAGGUUGGUGGCACCUUAAUUGGGGAGGACGGGCUCGUGGUAAUGGCUGGAGCGGAAUAGGUGGAAUGGUAUCAAAUACAUCAAACAAAUGUUUUAAUGCCAUUCCAUUUGCGCCGUUCCAGCAAUUAUUAUGAGCCGUCCUCCCCACAGCAGCCUCCACUGAUGGGUAAAUAUAAUUAAUUGAAAAGUCAAAACAUUUAUACAUCAAUCGCAGAUAGCCCCUUUAAGGAAUUCAUAAAUAUGUUAAAUAUACUUCAAAGCAAUACCUUGAUUAUUUACAUACAAUCUGUACAAUGGUAUAUCGAAAUUGAACAAUUAAAGAUUGGUGGAAAAAAAAGUAUCCCAUGGAACAUUUUAAAAUACACUGUUACUGUACGUUUUUCCUCUCCUUUCUGUCUCUCAGACGGCUCCAGAUGGAUGGAAGAACUCGGUCCGCCACAACCUGUCUCUGAAUAAAUGCUUUGAGAAGGUGGAGAAUAAGAUUGGCAACUCUUCGCGUAAGGGCUGCCUGUGGGCCCUCAACCCAGCCAAGAUAGAGAAGAUGCAGGAGGAGCUACACAAGUGGAGCCGCAAAGACCCCCUCACUGUCCGCAAGAGCAUGGCCAGGCCUGGUAGGUGGUCUAUACAUCACAGACAAGGACUCCCCUUAGACCUGGGCUAUGUUUUAUUUGCGCUUCCUCAAAGUUCGGAUGCCAGUGUUUUAUAUGGAGGGUAAGCUUGGCAAUCCUCAGGUCCAUCAUGGCAUAAAUGACUCCCUAAAUAAGAUUGUGCUGUUACAGACAUGGUAUGUUACCUUUGAGACUGAGCAACACCAGCGGUCUGGUGAUUCUAUCUACUCUGCCUUUUUGGCAGCUGUUACAGGAGAUAAGUGCAAGGUCAUCUCAAUUUACCCACAGUCUCUCUCUCUCUCUCUUUCUCUGUUUUCUCAGAGGACCUGGAUCGCCUGUUGGGGGAAAGACCAGAGAAGCUGAAAUCUUUACCUUCUUACCACAACCAGAUCCCACUGGCAAUCUACAACCCUACCCCUUCCUCCUUCACAUCCCAGCCUCGAGAGCCCAGUCGCCCUCUCCGAUGUCCCCUCUACCCCCACGUCCCCCCUCCCUCCCUGUCGGUCAACCAGCACCCCCGCUACCUGCCCCCCACCACCCCCCACCCAUUCUCCUUCUACUCCCCCUGCGGACAGCAGCCUCCAUCGGGUAUCCCCCCCAAUGUGGGUACCCUGGGUUCCCCCCUGGCGGGGCAGACACCCCCCACAUCUAGCGCCACCAUACAGGCAGAGUAUGACGUUGGGCCCAGGAGCAUGCAGGAGCUACAACUAGAUGGAGAUGCUAAUAACGAUAUCGACACGCUCAACCCCAGCUUGACUGACCUACAGCUCCACGGUAAGGUUGAGAGAGAGAGAUAGAGAGGCCAAGACAGAGACAGAGAGAGAGAGAUAGAGAUUGAGAGGCCAAGAGAGAGAGAGAGAUUGAGAGGCCAAGACAGAGACAGAGACAGAGAGAAAGAGAGAGAGAGCAAGAUAUAUAUAUAUAUAUAGAGAGAGAGAGCGCAAGAGAGAGAGAGAGAGAGAGAGAGAGAGAGAGAACCAUAUUCAGGAAUUAUUUUUAUACAAUCUACAACAAGAUUUACAACCCUGUUCUCUCUCCUCUCAGGUUACUUGUGGGAGGAGCUGAGAGAGGACAGCCUGGCUCCAGAUUCGCUGGUGGUAAUCAGCCCCUCCCCGUCCCCCUCCUCUUCCCAGCCAACACACCUCCUCCUGGGGUCCAGUCUGAGGAGCACCGGUCCUGUCAACCAGACAUCAGAGUUGAUCUCCGUCGGGCUGGGGAUGGAAGAUGAGGAAGAUGAGGACGAGAUGGGAGGAGGAUGUGGAGGUCCAUCAGACCUCCAUAUUAAUGGACAGUACCACACAGCCUACCCAGGUGUGGAGAGCUUGGCUGGUUACCUCACUUCCAUGGGGAACACCCCCAUACCUCUGCUUUGA